AUGUCCUCACAAAACCAUUCCGCAGAGCAAGAGUCCAGCGAAACCCCUCCUGGAGCAAUCGACCUUGCAGCCCUCUCUGCACCACAACUCCGCGCCCUCCAAGCCCGCCUAAGCUCAGAGCUAGAACAUCUCACAAGCUCCCACGCAAAGUUACGAAACGCACAGUCGAAGUUCCGCGAUUGCAUCCGCUCGAUAAACGAUGGUGUAGCAGCCCCUAGCGGUGCGGGCUACAGCGGGGGCAAUAAAAGCGUUUCUGCGGAAAAGAGCGAUGAAAUUUUGGUUCCCUUGACCAACUCGUUGUAUGUUAAGGGGAGAUUAGCGGAUAGGAAAAAUGUGAUUGUAGAUGUUGGGACGGGGUUUUUUGUGGAGAAGACGACCUCGAAGGCAAUCGAAUUCUACAAUGGCAAGGUUGGCGAGCUAGGUACGAACUUACGAGAGUUGGAGAAGGUCGUUCAAGCGAAGAGCCAAAAUCUACGCGUUAUUGAGGACGUCCUCCGUCAGAAACUCCUUAGUGAAGCUACAGCAGGCCCCUCUGGCGCAGGAGGUGGUGGUAACUCCUAA
Messenger RNA from Histoplasma mississippiense, 561 nucleotides. RefSeq lists its product with no specific name. Lineage: Eukaryota; Fungi; Ascomycota; Eurotiomycetes; Onygenales; Ajellomycetaceae. The coding region runs from base 1 to 561 and encodes 186 amino acids. Gene Ontology annotation, biological process: protein folding; regulation of DNA-templated transcription. The record is from RefSeq and is a predicted model, not a curated record. Gene Ontology annotation, cellular component: prefoldin complex; cytoplasm. The transcript has 4 exons.